This is a messenger RNA of Grus americana (Whooping crane), 2959 nucleotides long. It is a transcript of the gene SREK1IP1, whose product is annotated as SREK1 interacting protein 1. NCBI's taxonomy places the organism in Eukaryota, Metazoa, Chordata, Aves, Gruiformes, Gruidae. The coding region runs from base 84 to 554 and encodes 156 amino acids. Gene Ontology annotation, molecular function: zinc ion binding; nucleic acid binding. The record is from RefSeq and is a predicted model, not a curated record. The transcript is spliced from 5 exons.
GCGCACCGGUCAAAGCCUUCCGAUGGGGAGGGGCCGCGCUGAAGGCCCGGGUCGGGCCGGCGAGGACGGCGACGGGAGGCGCCAUGGCUCUGCCGGGUGGAAAUAAGGAUAACAUCAGAGCAGGAUGCAAGAAGUGUGGCUACCCUGGUCAUCUGACAUUUGAAUGUCGAAACUUCCUCCGAGUAGAUCCUCAAAGAGAUAUUGUUUUGGAUGUUAGCAGCACUAGCAGUGAAGACAGUGAGGAAGAAGAACUACAGAGAUUGCAAGCCAUGCGUGAAAAAAAGAAUUUCAAUGAGGAGGAAGAAAAAAAGAAAGAAAAAAGAAGAAGCAGGGAAAAAACAAAAUUAAAGAGACCAAGGAAAAGAUCUUCCUCAUCAAGUGCAGCUGAAGAGGAUGUGCCAAAGUCAAAAAAACAAAAAUCACACAAAAAAGAAAGGGAAAAGGAAAAAAGGAAUAAAUCUAAGAAAGGAAAACAUCAUAAAAAGGAGAAAAAGAAGAGGCAAAAGGAAAAAAGUUCAUCUUCUGAUAGUUCAGACAGUUCUAGUAGCGACUGAGGUGCUGGCCUAUUUUUGCAUUCACUUCUGCAGAGAAUAUGAUCUUCCUCUCAAAUCAGAUUUAUUUAUGCUUUGCAAUGCUGUUAUUUUAAAAUGAGAUAUAUAUAUUUUUAAGAAAUCUAUUUGCAAAUAUCGGUGCUUCAAAUUAUUAAAUGGACCAUUUGAGAAAAAAAUCCGCUCUUCUAUUUCAAGUUUCUUAGUACACAACUUAACUGGUUCUUCACUGUUAUUCUUAGUUCGGUUGUGAUUAGGUGUGUGUGGAAUCCUUUACACUAGGCUAUGGUAAACUUCAGUUUGCAAGUGUUUGUGUAGAAAGAUUUGGACUUCAGCAUGCUUAAUGUCAGAAUGGUUAAAUUAAAUUUGGAAAUUCAAGUAAGAUUUUCUAUUAUGUUAUCCUUUAAAUUUAUGUUAUGCAUAACUUUUUCUACUUACAUACAUUAAUCAGUAAGUGCAAAUAUGAAAUAGUGUUUGGGUCCAGAGAAGGGAAAGAAUGGGCAAUGAGAAGCUAAAAGAGAUUGCUCCUUCAAAAUUAUCUUCUAAAAUUGAUACAGUCAUAGACUGUCAAACACAAUUACACAUUGUUUUGGUAGGAUCACUGUGAGCAAGCUGAAAACAAACAAAAGCAAACAGAAGUUAGUAAUUUUUCUAAGUCUGUCCUUUCUGCCUAGGUUUUUUCCUUUUACAAUUUUGGCCAUUUCAUCUUUGACAUAGAUAUAAAGGACCACUUCCUAACUGUCCAGCAAGAUCGUUUACAAAGUUUUAAGAACCAUGUUAAUACAGUAUGUGGUGAUUACUGCCUACAUGAACCAAAACAGGAAAUUCAGAGACUUGCAGUUGACAAGAAUCAUGAAGCCUCCAUUCAUUCUAAUAAAACUCUCAUUGAAAAGUCAGCAAACAAACAAACAAACCAACCUUUUGUGGAAUGUAAGCAAUCUAUGAUGUUGAAGUCGGUAGUAAAAUUUACCAUUUGCUAUUGGGAGCAGUGGUAAGCCUGUCAAAAUUUUACAACUGGAUUCUGGGGUGUCCAAUUCAUAUCUUGUACUGUGGUAGGGUGCAGGUUUAAGACAUACUGAUGCUUUUGAGUUGAGCAGAUUUUAAGUGUAUAAUCCUACCUCUGCAAUGCCUAAACCUCAAAGUGCCUGUGAAUACAACUUCUUGAAAAUGCUCUUCACGCCUCUGGUUUUUGUUUGGGGUUUUUUGUUUGUUUUGUUUUUUUUCUUUUCACUUAGAAACAGAACUACUUCUACCUGAGCAGCUUGAUGUACAGCUGCAGUGUAAAUCUCAUGGGAAUCGACAUAUGAGGAAGAGCAACACCUAAGCUUUCGUAACAAUAUUAUCCAUUGUCUAUGUUUUUUACAGUGGGUUUUAGCAUUGAGUUAGUACAAAAUGCUUUAUGGUAUUUUAAUGGUUACUACAUUUGGCCUGAAAGAUACCCAAAUCUUUCAAAUUGUCUUUCUCAGACCAAUACCCUUCUUAUUGGGCAACUCAUGCUGUAGAUGCUGUGCUAACGAACAUUAAAGAUCAAAAUACUCAUGGAAGCCACAGAGCAAAAAGAAAUAAUCUGUAACCUUCUACAUAGGUCUCUCAGUAGAGGAUGGUAAGAGUCCUUGCAUCUGCUCUUUUUCUUACUGGCUUUGGUCCAAUCUAAUUUUUCAUGUCAUGUGUUGAAUGACAAAUUAGAGAAUGGAUAGAGGCUUAAAGUUCAGAAAAGCAACUGGUGUAUAUUUUAGGAGUCUUCCUUAUACUUUUGUGUAGUUUCAAAUAGCCAUUUUGAAUUCCAGUUCUAAUUGUUGAAAUCAAGGAUUACCUGUCUAAAUGAUAGCACAAUUACCUUCAUGUAGCAUUACAACAGCUAUUUAUGGUAGUUACAAUGGUAUUUUGUACAAGAGUGUAAGGCAUGAAUUUCAAUGUUCGUGUUUUGCUACUUGUUACUAGUGUACAUAGAUUUUCAUAUUGGAAAAGGUUUUUCUAAUUUGAACAAUUUAAAUAUCACUAUUCUCUCAAUUCAUGCAUUUAUGUAACAGAAUAUCGUGUCAGCUUAUUUUUCAGGCCAUAUUCUCAUUUUACUUACAAAGAUGUACAUUAAAGUGAAUAGAUUUUGCCACAGAAGUGCUUAAUAUUUCAUUGAUAUAUCAGUUAAUAUACCUGAGAUGCUGCAAUGAACAGUUCUCUGCCAAGUUAAUAUUUGCUAAUCUUUAAAAGUGAUAUUGAAAUAAAUAUUAUUGUUUUUCUUAUUUGAUGUAGCCAUAAUUUUAGUGAGUAUGAUGUGUCAUAACAAAUGUUCUUAUUUCACUUGAGUCUCAGCUCAAACCAAAAUGCCUACUCUGGUUCCAGAAAAAGAAGUGACAUUCAGCAGGUUUAGGUAUCAAAACAAGACUUCUAAUAUUAAAACUUAGCUACUUCUU